CGGGUGUUAGGAAAAGCACUCGAUGCCCCAAAUCUCACCAGCCAAUGAAGUGCAUGACACUGGUAUAAUAUUGGCAUCUUCUGGGUAACAAGCAAGGGUCCUGCUCUGAUUUUGAACAGCCUAGGAGGGGUAUCGCUCUACUGAGAAGGCAGUCAGUCAGACAGAGAAAUGGUAGGUCGGACGACGAGGUCCAACAGCAGUCCGACGGGUCAUGGUGGCGGCCACAGGAGAAACAACAACAGCAGCAAUGGUGACGACGGAGGAGACGACAAUUUCAAAUAUGAAUCUCUCAUAGGGGGAAGCAGUGGGUCGCCUGGGGAAGGAGAUGGGCAACAGAAUGGGUCGUCAAAUGCAGCGGAAGCGCUCUCCAAUCGAUUGAUCACUUUUCGAGACUGGUUGGUGGAUGACGCUGGUGCAACUGUCCAUCCAUCAAUUUGCAUUGUCAACGGGGAAGCAACCGAUGGAACUAAGAACGCCCCAGUUCUGGCAUUUGGACCUCCUCCAGGGAGCCAGAACUCUCUCAACAAAAAAUCUAAUCCUGCCAAUGGCCGCACUGGGCUUGUGGACAGUGAGCUCGAUAGAGCACUCUAUGACCGCACCAUGGGAUGUUGUGUAAGGACGACCAAAGAAAUUAAAAAAGAUGAAGUCAUCAUUACCAUGCCACGAUCCGCUAUGGUGACUCCCGACUUGGUAGCAGCAAGUGACGCUGGAAAGGCAGUCCUUGCCUGCUGUCAACGUCCUUCAGGGAAAGCUUCUACCCAUGGGUUUUGGGAUGCCUUUGAAAAUACUACAAUAUGCGAACAGAAAUACACCCAGAAAGCCCUACGAAACGCUGGACCUGCACUGCUUGUUAAGAUUCUUAAUGAAAGAAAAAGGGCAGUCAAUGCUUACUCAAAAGCAAAGGAGGUCACUGAUGCGAACUCAACCUACAAACUGGCUGCCUUUGGGUCAGUGUCCACUCGCGCACCAGUGUUGGCAUUUCUCAUUCACCAGCGGUUCUCCAAUCAUCUGUCGCCACCAGUAGCAUCGGAAUCGGACACUAUCAAAAAGGAGCUAGGGAAAGCAAAAAGCAGUAGCGAUGGCAAUGCCUUGUCCAGUGCAAAGGACGUUAUUGCGCCACCCAAUGCUCCCGCUACGUUUGCCCCCUAUGUUCGGACACUCCCGUCGGCUCUCUCGCUGCCGCUUUCUUGGAAGCGAAAUGAGCUCGCCUUUCUUUCCGGGUGCAUUGCGGGGACAGCCCCAUUGCUAGAAGUGACUGCCAGAACUUGUCAAUUAGCAGCCGAGUUUGUGGCGCUACUAGAGUCCGGGAUACUACACAGGUUCCCAGCAACAUUUCCUCAUGGACUCGUCACCUGGGAAAGAUGGGUGUGGGCCGCUUCUUGCGUGCAAUCUCGCAUGCUACCCGCAACAUGCUAUUUAAACAAAGGAGACCAGAGUGCAUCCUUCCAUAGGCCGACAAACAAAAAGGAGUUCCAAUCACCACCGGCGAUCUGGGACGAGCUGGGAGUCAUGAUACCGCUUCUAGAUAUGCUCAAUCACGAGUCAGAGGCACAUCAGGUUACCUGGGAGCCUUGUGUUCCUUCCACUAAGGGCAUGAACGGCUCAAACGAUAUGGACAUUGACAACGAUGCCCACCCGCCGCAGGCUGUGCUUCAUUCUCGUGUGAGAAAGGGGUCCCAGGUUUACUGUGCCUAUGGCGCCCUCAGCAACGACAAACUACUAAUUCAAUAUGGCUUUGCGCAGCUAGGCAAUCCUCUUGACAGGGUUCGCCUUGGCUGGGGCUUGGCAGAUGCCGUCGGAAACAUUGCUCAACCGGCAGAUUACGAAUCUCCGUUCGAGAACGACGCCAAAGCAGCACAACUUCCUUAUGGCGUGUAUGAUACCGCGGACCAGGGCGCUAUCAAAGCAUGGUGGACCGAGGACCGCCUAGCUUUGUUGGAACGGGAGGCUUUUAAGCAAGCCGCGGAAUCAUUCUCGUCGCUAAGAAACGGCAAAAAGAUGAUGGCUAGUGCUUACUGUGACGGGCGUUUUCACCCAAUCCUACUGACAGUUGCAACAGUUGCAACAAUGCCACCUUCCGAUGUUGAAAAGAAUGUGAAAGGAAAGCAUUCAAUUGAAUUGAGCAAGACCCAUCAAAGGAUAUUGCGAAACUACCUCAUUUACACUUUUGCUCGCAAGUUGGAAAAACUUCUUGGCAAGGUUCAAGAAGGGCUAAAGGCCCAUUUUGCCAAGUUGAACUUGUGGACGAAAGUUACGCAAGGUGGGCUACGUUAUAACUUAGAUGAAACGGGCAGCGCUGAUUCCGAAUACACUGGUUGGCAAACGUUCUUUGACCAGCAUGCUUACGCAACAACACUGGAAGCAGAGAGCCGAUACUACGCCUUGGGUGCGGAUACAUGUGCCCUGGCAUUGUUUGACGGCCAGUUGCGUUCUCUGCAAUCGUCACUUGACGCCCUUGAGACGGAAGAAAAGGUUGCAUCGAGCGCAUUGCAACAACUGAAAGAGCUAGACUUCAAAAUGUCGACGAAAGAAGACAUCAAUCCUGAUGCAGCGGGCAAAGUUAAGCCCAAAGUGGAAGAGACGAAGUCCACUUCAAAUGGCGCACAAGUUAAAAAAGAGCCUGCUCCCACGCCUAUGAAAAAUGAAGAAGUAAAAUUGAAAACAAAAGGAAAGAACGAAGAGGAAGAAGAAAAGCCAGCCGCCGACAAACCAAUCGUCAAAGCUGAAGAGGAUCCGCCAAAGGACAACCCGAGUGCCGACGGCGACGGCAAGGAGGAGAAGGAUUCUCGAGAGAAAGAAAAAGAUGCCAAGCCAAAGGCGGGAAAUGAUGACGGACAAAAGAAGAAAGAAGAGCCAAAGAAGUCCUCGCCAUCGAAAAGUAGCCGACGACGAAACAAAAGGAAGAAUGCAGCCGCCGCCAGCACCACCCCCACCAACAACAACCAAAUGGACCGUCCUCCAGCAAUAAAGCUGCAUAUUGGGAACUUGGCCUACUCAACAACUCCAUCAACACUAUUCGAUUUCUUCGCUGCAAUGUGCGGCCGCGAGAGUGUCUUGGAAUGCCAUAUCCCCACAGAGCGCGACACAGGCCGGUCGCGAGGCUUUGGGUUUGUUACGCUACCGGAACCGAUUGCACGAAACAUCUUAAAGUCGGGCAAAAAGUAUGAGGUUGACGGAAGGCCUCUGAAGAUCGCAGAGAGCAACUCCGCCGGUUCAGGCAAGACCGCGCGACUUCCCUUGCCACCUCCCAUGGCUUCGGGAGAACGGUGCGGCACUUGUGGCUAUCGACCGAAAUACUGCGUUUGCCGCAUACCCAACAUUCCUGGCUUCGGCGGAGGGCCACCCCCUCCUCCUCCACCACCCCCACCCCCUCACAUGCAUCCGCCCCACGGCCCGCCGAUGGAUAUGGUCGAGUAUGGACGUGAUUACGACUAUUAUGGAGGCCGCCGAUUUAGAGAUGAACGCUUCGGCCACAACAAUUCGCCUUACGAUCGACCAAGACCAGGAGAUCGUGAAAGGCCACCGUACGGUAGGGAGCCUGAUCGCGAUCCGUGGGGCCACCGACACGGCAGGAGCCGUUCGCGUAGCCAUGACAGGGGCGAGGAUCGCAUGCGCGAGAGGAGUAGACGCGACGGAGGAAAAGGGCGGGAUAGGUCGCGAUCUAGAUCGAGAAGCCGGUCACCUCGUGGCCGCAGGGGCCGAGAUCGCGACUCUGACAGACGUUGGGGACACCGCCGUAGCAGCAGUCGUAGCCGUAGCUACAGCAGCAGCCGAAGCCGCAGUCGAAGCCCACACGGCAAUCGCGACCACGAAUCCUUGGGUUCGAACCGCAAAGACAAGAAGCCAGACGGCGCCAGCGGUAACAAUGAUGAAAGGGGUGGUGCGAAUGCAUCAUCAUCUGGAAACAACAAACCGCGUGAGAACCGAAAGCGGGGACACACUGGUAGUCGAGGUGGUGGUCGGAAAAAGAAAAAGAGCAAGCGACGAUCCGCACGCAGUCGAAGCCGGAGCAGGAGCCGGUCUCCUAGUCCAAGGGGAUAGACGAAAUUCAUUGCUGUCAUUUGUGUACUAGUAGUUUAGAUAAUCCUCUACCUUGCGCAAAGUUUUUGUGUUGGGGAAGCUAAUAAUUUUUACUUAUUAUUC
Molecule: messenger RNA, 4143 nt
Organism: Seminavis robusta
Lineage: Eukaryota; Bacillariophyta; Bacillariophyceae; Naviculales; Naviculaceae
Source: the annotation of a GenBank genome assembly